This is a messenger RNA of Laetiporus sulphureus 93-53, 2712 nucleotides long. RefSeq lists its product as uncharacterized. Lineage: Eukaryota; Fungi; Basidiomycota; Agaricomycetes; Polyporales; Laetiporaceae. Gene Ontology annotation, cellular component: nucleus. The coding region runs from base 145 to 2508 and encodes 787 amino acids. Gene Ontology annotation, biological process: double-strand break repair via nonhomologous end joining. The record is from RefSeq and is a predicted model, not a curated record. The transcript is spliced from 18 exons. Gene Ontology annotation, molecular function: DNA-directed DNA polymerase activity; DNA binding.
GGUUGUCAUUCCAUCGAGACCAGGCAAGUUGCGCAAGACGAAAACGCGCUAUCUGCUUCUGCGGGUUCUUCGUUAUCUCAGCUAGACAACAAGAACGCCGAAUUAUCAGCUGACAAUACUGUGCCUGAGUCUCGUCAGCUUCCCAUGUCGACAUCUCGCAGCAGGAUGGUCGUUAAGGCUGAUGAUCCCGUCGAUGAUUCGGCGGUCGUGCAACAAGAGAGGAAGGUUCAAGCAAUGGCGAAUACAAGGACUCCUAAACACGCAAGUUCCAGUGGUCCGGGCCGUCCAAACAAAGUCGUGAUACUUCCUGAGACACACGCUGCCCAGCGCCAUGCAGCAGACAGUAGUACAGUGACCACCCCGCCUCACUCCGCCAGCGCCGCCGGUGAGAAGUUGCCGUCAACACGCGUUGUUCUAGCGCGAUCAGCAGCACAGUCGAAAAAUGAUCAAGCAUGGUCGACGAAGAAGGGUAAGGCUAAGAAAGAAUUAAUUACCCCGCUUGAUUAUGCGCAGAGGCUCCUAUCUGCGCUUGCUGACGCCGAAGCGAGAUUGAGAGUCUCGUCCACUCCAUUUUUGAAAGGAAAGAGGAUUUAUUAUUAUGGAGGGGAUAUGAAAUAUGCGAGCGAAGAGACUAGGAAGCGAAUGGAGAUAAUUGUCAAGCAUGGCGGUGCUCUGAUACCGACGUAUGACCCAGCCCAGGUGACACAUAUCGUCACCAGCAACCAGCCACAGAAGCGGCCUCUUCUUCGCGUGUUGGGGUUGAAGUCGCUAGCUGAGAUCCCGAACAACAUACCCACGGUGAAAUGGAGCUGGGUAGCAUCUGGUCUUUCGCGGAUCAGACGGGGUCCUGCUGGUGACAAGGGGAAGGACAGAGCUGGGGAGUCCGAUGUCGGCGAGGGUUCCAAGGUGGAUGAAGUGUGGAUGGACUACGAGAUCAUGCAUGCGUCGUUCAAGGAGAGGCUAGACGCUGGAUUUGGCGAGAUGACGAGCAAGGUUCAGCGAAAAGAGCAGGCCGGACGAGUAAGAGCCAGCCGGUCGGUAGAUGGCGGUGAACGGAGCAGACGCCAGCAGGCGGCUGUGGCUGAGGAAGAUUUCAGCCGAAUAUCGGAGUUUACGCAGGACAAAAAUGAGCCGCGGGAAUCAGUUAUAUAUCAAUAUUCGGAUGAGAAGCUCAGGUCUCCAGCCUCCGUUACUCGGGGCGUCGCGGAUCACGAAGAAAAAAGAGACCGCACGAACGUCGCGGGAUCCUCCUCGAUAACCGAACCACAUAUUCAUUAUGAACUCCCUUCUCCUCCUCCUGACGAGGAUCCUCUAGCUGAAUUCUAUGCUCGAGCGCGGGCCGAGCGAGACACAGAACAUCUGCUGGGCAACGAAGACGGCGACUCUGAACUCGACGAUGAUUCAAUUGAGAAGCAGCCACGAGGUGCGAUCCGUGAGGUUCCUCAGAAGAGGGGCUUUCUAUGCGAUAAGAAGGGCGAGGGACCAGCUGUGCGAUGUGCGAAUCAGGAUAUCAUCGAUAAGCUACAAGAGUUGAUGGAUCUGGUCAAGGCCAAGCCAUUGGAGGAGGACCGUUGGCGGGUCUUCAGCUAUGGGAAAGCCAUCCGAGCACUCCGCUCGUGCCAGAUUAGGAUCACAUCAUACGAGGAGGCUAGAGCAAUCAAGGGUAUAGGAGAUAAGACCGCAAGGAAGAUAGUAGAAAUUCUGGAGACGGGCGAUCUGCGCCGUAUCGAGCACGAGAGAACAAGUGACGUGGAGGCGAUCAGCUUGUUUCAGGGAAUCUACGGUGUAGGACGUCACAUCGCCUUCCAGUGGUAUGCUAGAGGUUGCCGGACGUUAGAUGAUGUUAGGGCAAGAAAAGGAGGGAUCGUGCUGAGUGCCGCCCAGGAAAUCGGCCUGAAAUAUUACCAAGAAAUAAACUCUAGGAUGCCUAGAAGCGAGGCCGCCGAUAUUUUUAACAUCAUCAAACCAAUGGCAUUGCAGAUCGACUCCAGCCUAUUUAUCGAAAUUAUGGGUAGUUAUAGAAGGGGAAAGGCAGAUUGCGGAGACAUCGACAUUCUGAUCACUCGACCCACAAGUGACGGAAAGACUCACCAAGGUAUUCUCCGCCGCCUCCUACGGGAAUUGCACGAGCGUGGCAUUAUCACAGAAGAUCUGGGUCUGCCUGACAACUUCGACGAUUUGGAACUUGUAUAUCGAGGGCUCUGCAGGAGAGACUUGACUAGUCCUCGACGUCGUAUCGAUUUUCUGACUAUUCCCUACGCGUCGAGAGGUGCUGCUAUGCUAUAUUACACGGGCGAUGACAUUUUCAACAGAUCACUUCGCAUGAAGGCGAACGUGAUAGGAUAUUCUCUCAACCAACGAGGCCUAUAUGCGGGUGUCAUCCGUAAUCCAAGUGACAAACGGCAGAAACUGAACGAUGGCACUAUUAUCGCAUCGGAAACUGAGAGGGAAAUAUUCGAUAUUUUACGUGUGCCCUGGCAGGAGCCACACGAGCGGGUGCGGGGCUAGAAUGGGACAUGAUGCUAGUUCCAAUCCGAAGACCCCUUCCAAGGAGCCAGUCGGCAUCGCAAAAAUGCUGAAGCUGCGCUAUGCGAAAGUUGCAGAGACGAAGUGCGAGGACGUCGGCCAUGGUAUUAUUAUAACGUAUCUAACGUAUCUGUAUUCUUUUAUUCUCCUCGGACACGCUCCUUUCCCAAAGAAAUGAUAUGCAAC